Molecule: messenger RNA, 291 nt
Organism: Arabis nemorensis
Lineage: Eukaryota; Viridiplantae; Streptophyta; Magnoliopsida; Brassicales; Brassicaceae
Source: the annotation of a GenBank genome assembly
AUGCAAGACAAGCGAGAUCAAGGACAUUACGGUCAUUUCACAGACCAAGCUAUGGCUGGAGGGCAAAACUGUCUUUUCCAAGCUCCUCCUAUGGGAAUGAUUCAGUUUCGUCAAGAGUAUAAUCAUGACCAAAACAAGAAAACAAGUCUCCAAGGGUUUUCAUUAGAUAGGAACAAAGAGGAGAUUAGUAAUCAUGAUAACUUCGUUGUUAAUGGAGGAGGAAGUGGUUCAAGCAAUGUGCUAUGGAGUGGAAUCAUCCUAGGUGGUGAUAGUGGUGGACCAACAUGGUGA